AUGAUGGCCAAUCACAAUCUGGUGUACGUCUUCCUGGCCAUGGCCAAUGGUCUUCUCAUGAUUAGGAACCCUGGUUUUGUUGAAGCUGGAGAACUGGCUGGGAUGAACAACGCAGGUCAAAUUUCAGAUGAUAAUGUGGGACUCCUCAGCAAACUCCUUCAUGAUGUACCCAUUGGUGGAUUUUCGAAAAUCCUCGUUCCGCCAAAAAAUUCAGACAUCCAACGCCACCAGACCAAAAUUCUCAAAGGAGCAUUGGAACUGGAGCUCUUCCUUGCUUCAAGAAGCCAGACUGCCAGCAAAGCCAAGGCUAAAAGGAAGAAGCCCAAGGUCAAAAUGAUGCGCACUCCUAUGGUUGCGGGUACAGUGAAGAAAGUUCAGAAAAAGGCACGGGCAAAGAGUCGCUCUGGCAAAGCCCUCAAUAAACAUCCCCAGGAGACAGUGAGGGAGACAGUGAGGACAGCUCAGGAGACAGCUCAGGAGCUUCAUCAGGCAUUUCAUCAAAUUCAGGCGCAUCAUCAUCAUCAUUAUUAUCAUCAUCAUCAUCAUUAUUAUUAUCAUCAUCAUCAUCAUCAUCAGAAGAUGUUCCACCAUCAGUAG
Notodromas monacha is the source of this 597-nucleotide messenger RNA. The record is from the annotation of a GenBank genome assembly. Lineage: Eukaryota; Metazoa; Arthropoda; Ostracoda; Podocopida; Cyprididae.